AGUAAGUCGAGGCUUGUCUAAUCGUUGUCAGUCUAAUGGUGUGUUUCGAGAGUAGUACACGGGUUUUCGAGUGAUUCUAAUUGAAUGAACUAAUACGUUGUGCAGUGAAUUGUUUGGGCGAGGUGGUGCUUUUUUCAUCAGUGCUCCCGUAACUUACGCUUCCGGAACGUCUAGUAGGCGGUUCGCUUCCAAGUAGAAAAAACUGCGAUCUCGUAUGUGGAAAAUUGUUCCCCUUCCAUGAUUGGUUUGUCGCUAAGAAAACUUGGAGGUGUUUUCUCAGGUGAAAAGUUUAGUUCCUGAAUCAACGAAUGUUUGCAGUAAGAAGACCGAGUAUAUGUAAUGGAAUACGUGGAAUUGUGAGCAAAGUGCGUGGUAGAGAAAAACAACUAAAUUAGUUCAAAGAGAAAGCUAAAUUGUUUAUCGGGCGAAUUAGGGAACAACCACCAGCUGAAACAUGUCACCAGCUUUCUUAGCGGUGAUCGCCGUCAUCCUCUGUAUCCUGUUUCGAUUAUUAAAUGUUAACAGUCAACCGCAAAUCCCCCAACUGCUCUGCCGAGAUGGCCAGUUCAUGGAGUGCUUCAACAAGAUUGCUCCGAUGCUCAGGGAACCAUACAUUCCAACUCGCCUGUGGGGCUUCAGCGGCCACAUCCAGACAAUAAUUCACAGCAUAGUGGGCCGCGUGAAGUGUCCCUGGCCACUGGGAGAACGCGUGUAUCUGCUGCUAGCGGACGGUUCAACGUUGACCUACGAUUUGUAUCAACCACUGAAUACUACUGUAGAAGACGACAUCACGGUUGCCAUAUGUCCGGGCAUUGGGAACUCUUCCGAGUCGGUCUACAUCCGUACCUUCGUACACUACGCACAAUGUCACGGCUAUCGAUGCGCCGUGCUGAACCAUAUCGGGGUAUUGGACAGCGUCCAAGUGACCUCUCCUCGGAUUUUCACAUACGGUCACACCGACGACUACUCGGCCAUGAUCAACAAUCUGUUGAAGAAGUAUCCAGCGACUAACGUCGUGUCGGUCGGUUUCUCACUGGGCGGCAACCUCAUCUCCAAAUAUCUAGGAGAAGCACCCCGACAGAAGAAUAUCAUCGGCGGAAUUUCCAUUUGUCAGGGCUACAAUGCAGUAGUAGCUACCCAGUGGUUACUCAAAUGGCAAAACUUCCACCGGUUCUACCUGUACGUUCUGACCGAGAACGUGAAAAGUAUUAUCAUGAAGCACCGACACGUACUACUAUCGGAUGACGUCAAGCAGCGCCACCAACUGAACGAACGAGAAAUUGCGACAGCGGCCACUUUGCCCGAACUAGAUGAGGCCUACACUCGGAGGGUGCAUAACUUCAAAACCGUCAAGGAUAUGUACAGCUGGAGCAGUUCGUUACACUACCUGACGAACAUCAAGCGACCGAUGGUGUUUGUGAACGCAAGGGAUGAUCCGCUGGUGCCGGAGACGUUACUGCAUUCCAUCAAGGAGUUUGCAACCACCAGUAACCAGUCUCUGUAUAUCGAACUCGCCAACGGAGGCCACCUGGGCUUCUACGAAGGUGGUCUGCUUUAUCCUAAUCCCGUGACCUGGUUGGAUCGGGCUCUGGUAGCACUCAUCGGAGGCAUUGUGAUGGCGCACAACGAUAUGCUGGUGGCAAAGAAAACUGCCACCGUAAUCUAAGAUUCGCUAACAUUCCCUCCGCCAACGGUCAACGACUGCUACUCUAGCAACUGGCUUAUCAACUGGUUUAAGUACUGGUUGACAGCGAUACCUUCAGCUCCUUCGUUGCGAGGUAUUUUCGUUACGCUGUUCAAGCUGCUGAUGUCUACGGUUUUCCGACGCAAAUCGGAAUUCGGCUCAGGUACCUCGACGGCAGCAGCUACAACGCCAUCGGUUGAGAAAUGAUCAAACGUUUGUGCGUUUGGAUUCAUGGCGACAACUUUUAGUAACGCACAGUCAUUGACGACGAAGGGAAUGUACGUGGGUGGCUUUGACACUCUCGAAAGCACAAUUAAAUCUAACGAGAUAUUCUAAGCUCGAUGGUUCGAGUUGAACCUUAGUUUUGUUUCAUACGGAAACAAUUCCUCAGAUACCAAUUAUCGAUUACAUGAGUUUCUUAUAGAGUAUUUAGAGUAUAGAAACCAUCAUUAGAUUCAACAGUGCGCGAGCAGGAAUUGUGAAAAUUUUAAUUGUGAUAAAUGUGAUUUAUAAUCAUAGCUUGACGACGAUGUUAAUUUUUAUGAAUAAAAAAAAAUACAACGUUUAGUAACAAAUUUUACCACCGCCAGUUGGUUUGUUGAUAAUGCUUCUAAACAGUCUCGUAUGUUACACAUAUUUCGACAACAUUCAGCACUUACUUAUUCCACAAGAAUUAUGUCUUGGAAUACGAGUACAUUUCAAUUAAUAAACACUUCUUACAUUAUCGGUCAAAAAAUAGACUAUGUAUCGUGGAAUCAGAUUCUUAAUUAUGAAUCUUAACACUUUACGGACCGCUCACGAGUUUUCUCGUUUUCGCGUUCCUUCUUUACGGACCUGUGUGAAAUUAGCAGAUAAAAGUUUUUGUUGCGUGGAAGGUUAUGUAUAAUGUCUUGCUGGGUUUCAUGGAUAACGAAUUAUUUAAAUUGAUUGUUUAUCAAGUAACAUCUUCACAAUCAUGCUCAUUAGAUAGAAUUCAUCUUUCCACAUAAUUAUUUUUUUCUUGAAGUUAUAGACUGAAACGUGAGCAUUGGUCAAUACAGCAAAAUAUACAAAAUUUUGAAAAUCAAAAAAAGUUGUUCGAAUAGAGUUAUCGAAGUUAUUCGAUAGAGAAAUAUUUUACCUAUUUUCCAGCCACAAUUUCAUUAAUCGGAAAAGGGUCUGAGAAAAGUUAUAGGCCAAGUAGUAUGGGAGAAAUUAAUUAUUUCAAAGAAAAUUGAAAAAAGUGAUUGGAUUGGACCCAAAACACAUUCUCGAGAUAGUACUUAUUCGAUAUAGAAUGUUUUUAUCUAUCUUCAGCAAAAUUUCCAUAGGUCAGAAAAGGGUCUAAGAAAAGUUAUAGGCCAAAACCAAUACAACUUGUAUGGUAGAAAUGAUUUAAUUUAAUGAAAAUUAAGAAAAGUUAUUUGAAAGGACCCAAAACAUUUUUGAGGUAAUAGCCAUUGGAUAGAGAAUAUUUUUAUCCAUCUUCAGCCAAAUUUUCGUUGGCCGAAAAAAAGUCUGAGAAAAGUUAUGGGCCAAAAUGUAUACAAGUUGUAGGAGGGAAAUUAAUAAAUUUGAGGAAAAUGGAAAUAGAACUUUUUCACAAACAGUAAAAAUUGAAGGAACGAAGUGCGGAGUGGAAAUUUAAAGGCGAUUUUUGAAAUGCUUUAAAAUUGAGAAAUAUCAUCGCAUGAAGAUGGGAUAUAAUUCACUUUAAAGCAUAAUUUACAUGGAUUUACACGGAAUAUUUCACAAAGAAAUUUGUAUCUCGGAGUGUGUAGAUGCCAAAAAUAAAAACAUAAUACAUAAUGGACAAAAAUAGCGGCAAGAAAUGAGAAAUCGAUUUCUUUCUGUUUUUUCAAAGAUAGCAAAUCCAAUUAAUGUUAUUGUAGGACCAUUUAGUAAAGAUAUAUUAUUGUUUGAACGAAAAAUUUCGAAUUCGUAUUUGAUGAUGAAUAGUUCAAUAAAUAAUCAUCGAAAAACAGUUUUGAAACUCCAAUAAAUUCUAUGUACCCUGGAUUUUCUUACGCGGGGGAUAGAAUUUUGUUAUACUUUGUCGCGGUACACCAUAGUAGAUGUACUUUGAGUAUUUUCUCAAAUUUUCAUUCACAAGCCUAUUGAGAAUGGGAAAAAAAGAAAAACUCAUUUUUUCACUAAAGCUCUUAUAGUAAACCAUAUAGGAGAAUUAUCUUAUUUCCUAUUUUUUUUAUCCAAAAUAUAUAUUUUUUUAAGGCUCAUAUGGCGUCAGCCUAACGGGGCCGGGAGUUCAAUAUUUCGACAAUGUUUGCUUACAUCUAUGUUAGUAAUAUGUAACCGAUUACUCGCGGUUGGCUCGAAGUUAGUAUUACAAGUGUUCUCAUAAUUGGGAUGUUGCAGUCUUCAAUGCUCUGUACGUGUGCCCGACACGGGAUACUUCCUACUGGGAUGCAGCUGACCGUUAAUCAGCAACGCCCCCCUAGUCUGUACCCCAUAUCUAGCGUGGUGCGUCUUUCUCGACUCGAGGAAUCCAGGAUAGAAUGAUCACUUGCCGGCGCAAUCUUAUUUCCUAGUUCGGUACCCUAUAAAACAUUUUCCAGAGGGCUGAUGAUAAUGUUUGGAGAACUUUUUUAUAGAGUUCAGGAGAAUAAAAAAAAGGAAUUAAAAAGAUUUUUUAGACUUAUUCAAUAUUUUCGUACCGCAUAGUUCUCGAAGUUUUAUGAAAAUAAAACACAAAUAUCAGAAAACACAUACGAACAUAUUUAAACAUAAAUAAAAACAGUACAGGGAAACAUCGAUAUAACGCACCCUCGUUAUAACGUACCCUCGAUAUAACGUACAUUUUACCUCGAUAUAACGUACAAAUUUCCAAAGUGUAGAGGAAAAAAAUCCAAUAUUUUUUUUUCUGAUAGAACAAUGAAUUAUCCGUAUUGUGAUGCUAAAACAAGUUUUGUGCCUUCAAUCAAUUCUGAAAUACAGCUGGUUUUGUGAUUCCGGAUUCUAAAUGAAUCAAGCUUUAAUCAACAGUACGAAGGGAAACAUCAUGAGAAAGGCUGGCUUCGUCUUCUGAUUGAAGUUAUUCAUUGACUUUACUAAAACAGCAACACAAUAAUGUAUUCUAGACUACGUUUGUGAGUACUUUAUUAUGCUUCGAUAUAACGUACAAUUCUAUACAACGUACAAUUUUGAAAGUGAAAUGUACGUUAUAUCGAAGUUUACCUGUACUGAGUUUUAAAAUUCUAAAAAAAAUCUAAAGUUGGGAAUAUAUAUUUUUUGUACCGUGCAACAUUCUUAGAAAAUUCUGAAAAAAAUUACAAAUAUCUAUAAAAGCCAUAGGAACACAUUUCAAUACGAAUUAGAGUAGUACUGAAUCUCUAAAUGCUCAAAAAUUUUUUAUCUUAAUGCUAUUGAGAAUGGCGUGCUAAAAAUUGAAAGGUACGUUUUUCACCAUAUAUUCUAUGGUGAAUUACAUAGAGAUUCGGAAAAUAGUCAAAAUUUCUAUACAAUAUUUUCCACAGAGCUGGUGAUUUAGUUUGGAGGCACUUUUUACUUCCUUACCCAGCCAGACCCUUUCCCCCGUACAACUCGUGAACGUUUUGGCCAAUAACUUGUUUCAUACCCUUUUCCGACCAAUGGAAAUUUGAUUCAAGAUAGAUAAAAUUAUUCUAUAUCGAAUAAGUACUAUCGCGAGAAUUUGUUUUCGGUCCUUUCAAAUAUUUUUUUCAAUUUUCUUUAAAAUAAUUAAUUUCUUUCAAACAACUUGGCCUAUAACUUUUUUCAGACCCUUUUCCGAUCAAUAAAAUUGUGGCUGAAAGAUAGGUAAAAUAUUUCUCUAUCGAAUAACUUCGAUAACUCUAUUCGAACAACUUUUUUUGAUUUUCAAAAUUCUGUAUAUUUUCCUAUAUUGACCAAGGCUCACGUUUCAGUCUUUAACUUUUCUCUGUCACGAUAAAAAAAAGAAUUAUGUGGAAAGAUGAAUGUUUCAAUUCUCGAUCUAAUGAGCAUGAUUUUGAAGGUUGUUACUUGUUAAACAAUCAAUUUAUUUCAUCUGAAAUAAUUCAUUAUUCAUCAAAUCCAGCAAGAAGUUGAACAGAAACUUGCACGCAACAAAAACUUUCAUCCGCUAAUUUCACACAAGUCAAAACGUGCUGUCCCAGGCGUAUGUCUUACAGAUUUCUUUACGGUCCUUAAUGUGUUAACACGAUAAAAUACUGUAUGUACUUUGUGCGCGCACACCGUUUUUCGCCAACGUAUCUUCAACCUACAGUUACUAUAAUGUAUCGCUUCUAACAUAUCUAUUUCGGCAGUUUAAAGCACCUAUAAAGAUCGGUUUGUUUUUUGGUAGCCAUGUACUCAAGGAACAAUAUUGUUCUAAUAUCCACUUAUAAAAUUCGUAUUCGCGAAUUGUUUCCGCAAUGUUUACCAACAAGACCCUUACGCAAACGAGUAACUGGUCAGAUAUAUUCCUAAGUGGCGGGCACAAUCAUCCCAGCCAUUACGUGUCUAAAUAAAUAUAGCUCAAAAGAUCCAACCCAGUUUGGAUUGAGAAAUAAGCCUUUUUAUCAAACUAGCAUGAAACAACAAGACGGAAAAAAACAGAUCAAUAUAUGUUUGGAUAACAGUUUACAACCUGUUUAGAUUAAAGAAAACAAAACAUAACAUAGCAGAGUACAGUUGAAGCUCGAUGUUUGUAUACCAAGUUCAUCAGUGUAGUUAAAGAAAUAUCAAGCAGCAGCAAAGCGUGAGAUUUUUCACAUUCCAAAUACGUUGAUACGGUGGUAAUCACACAAACAUAAUCAAAAUGCAUUUGCAUUUACGGGAGGGUACGCAACGUGAUGAAAACGAUAGGUUACGAAAUGUUGGAGAUUAGUAUUAUUUUUGUAAAAACUCAACAUGAGAAUAAAAGGUUUUAAAACGCAGGGAUGUAACAAAUUGAUGAAGAAAUAAAAUUAAAACGCAUAACGCGAGACGUAACAAAACAAACUGUAGACGGUUUUCUGCUUUUAAGAGGUUAUAUGCUAAGAUAGGCGUUGAGAGAGGUAGAGAAAUGUGCACACGGCGAUAACAAGUAAAACUGAAAAGUAUUUGUGUAGGAAAAGGAUCGAUUUUUUUCUGAGGCAUAUCACAAUCUAUUUCUUUAUAAUUUUUUCCGCCGAAAGUUGAACUAGCUGAUGAUGAACGGAUGAGAACACUUGUGCAUCGUCAAUCAUAGUUUCCCAUGAAUUUUUAACUUUUGAAUUUUUUUUUAAGGUCUGACUUAUCACUGACCACAUAAUAAAUGUGUUAUGUGCAAUGUCCACUUGUGCUUCACAAGUAAACGAAAUUGUUUCGUAGGAUACCAUAACUAACCAUUUAUUUUACUUUUGUGAUAAUUUUUAUUAUGUUUUUUUAAAAUACAAAGCAAUAAAUCAAAUA
Molecule: messenger RNA, 7054 nt
Organism: Toxorhynchites rutilus septentrionalis
Lineage: Eukaryota; Metazoa; Arthropoda; Insecta; Diptera; Culicidae
Gene: Hydr2
Product: abhydrolase domain-containing protein 2
Exons: 6
Coding region: 455-1666 (403 amino acids)
Biological process (GO): acylglycerol catabolic process; steroid hormone receptor signaling pathway; medium-chain fatty acid biosynthetic process
Cellular component (GO): sperm plasma membrane; sperm flagellum
Molecular function (GO): monoacylglycerol lipase activity; acetylesterase activity
Source: RefSeq, a predicted model, not a curated record